AUGGCUGGCACUACCAUGGCUGGCACUACCAUGGCUGGCACUACCAUGGCUGGCACUACCAUGGCUGGCACUACCAUGGCUGGCACUACCAUGGCUGGCACUACCAUGGCUGGCACUACCAUGGCUGGCACUACCAUGGCUGGCACUACCAUGGCUGGCACUACCAUGGCUGGCACUACCAUGGCUGGCACUACCAUGGCUGGCACUACCAUGGCUGGCACUACCAUGGCUGGCACUACCAUAGCUGGCGGCUGGCACUACCAUGGCUGGCACUACCAUGACUACCACUACCAUGACUGGCACUAUCAUAGCUACCAUAUGAUAGUAGGCUAUUUGAAUAAUAAAUAG
This is a messenger RNA of Letharia columbiana, 348 nucleotides long. RefSeq lists its product as uncharacterized. The coding region runs from base 1 to 348 and encodes 115 amino acids. The record is from RefSeq and is a predicted model, not a curated record. The transcript has a single exon. NCBI's taxonomy places the organism in Eukaryota, Fungi, Ascomycota, Lecanoromycetes, Lecanorales, Parmeliaceae.